AUGGCCAACAUCAAUCCAGCUUCAAAUCAAAAUCAAAAUCAUCCAAUAACAGAACAACCACCUUAUCAACAAUCUCAUCCUAAUUACAAUCACUUACCACCACAAUAUCAAGCUCAAGUCUAUCAUCAUCCAUCAAGACCAUCUUCACAACCUCAAUCAAAUUCACAACAUCCUAACAAUAAUCCAUCACACGGUCAUUUGAUUCCUACACCUAAUCCUCAACUUUUACAAUCUCAAACUAGUAUUCCACCUGGAUAUCAAAUCAAUCCUUCAUCAGUUCAUCCUCAACCACCAUCUCAACCUAUCAUUAAUCAACCAGCUUAUAAUAAAAUGCCUAAUCUUCCUCAACAUCAAGUUCCACCUCCUAGUCAUCCAAUCAUGAGACCAUCUCAACAUCAAAUGGCACAACAUCUCAUGAAUCCACAAGCUCAUAUCAGAUCUCAAAGACUUAUUCAACAGCAACAACAGAUUCAACACCAACAGCAAAUGCAAAGAUAUGAAGAAAUCAUGAUGAUCACCGAUCCACUUGAUAGUUUAAACAAUCGUAGUCUAGCAGCUCGAAGAUAUACUUCAUGUCAUGCUAAUAUGAACUCAUUACUUGGAAAUCAUUGGACGGUCAAUGCUAUCCUUAAAGGAGAUCACAAACCAUCUAACAAACGAAAGUUGAGCGAUCCGACUGAUUCUAAUGAACCUACUGAACAAGAUUCAAAUCGUAAAGAAAGAUUAAAACAAAAGUUGGAAAAGAUUCAAGUAGAUAUUGAGAAAUCGAAGAAAUCACAUCAAUUACAACUUCAGAUGAUUUUAGAUCGUUCGAUUCCUAUUCAAUCUGAAUCUGAUUAA
Molecule: messenger RNA, 840 nt
Organism: Melampsora larici-populina 98AG31
Lineage: Eukaryota; Fungi; Basidiomycota; Pucciniomycetes; Pucciniales; Melampsoraceae
Exons: 2
Coding region: 1-840 (279 amino acids)
Source: RefSeq, a predicted model, not a curated record